Psylliodes chrysocephalus is the source of this 486-nucleotide messenger RNA. The record is from the annotation of a GenBank genome assembly. NCBI's taxonomy places the organism in Eukaryota, Metazoa, Arthropoda, Insecta, Coleoptera, Chrysomelidae.
AUGGCUGAACCCUUGAUCAAAACUCGGGCAAAUCUUUUGUGUCCUCUAUUUGGUAGCGCCAAAGAUAAUCUGCCAGAAGAAAAUCAGCUACCAACUCAUGAAGAUUUGAUGAAAUGUUAUUUAAGCGUGCAAAUCGAGUUAAAAGAUGCUGACGAUCACAUAGACUUGAUAGAUUGGCAGAAAACUAGGAUCACCGAACCGCCAUUAACAUUUAAUAUAACAAAUGAAACUUUAGAUGAUAUUGUGACAGGAAAAGAAGCCCUAAAUUUUGAAAAAUUUCCAUGUCACACACAAGCGGUGGAACGCUGUGUAAAAUUAGUAACUGAAGCUUCUACUAAAGUUUGCGGUGAUCAAUUGCCGAAAGCAUACGAAGAUGUAGUGAUAACACCUGAUAUUCUUGAGGAUACUCCCGAAUCAGAUACGCAAUCUGACAAUGAAAUCAAGCCAAAAGAGGAAGAUGAUUCUACUGAUGAAGAUGAUGAUUAA